Molecule: messenger RNA, 1920 nt
Organism: Aptenodytes forsteri (emperor penguin)
Lineage: Eukaryota; Metazoa; Chordata; Aves; Sphenisciformes; Spheniscidae
Gene: NSUN3
Product: NOP2/Sun RNA methyltransferase family member 3
Exons: 5
Biological process (GO): rRNA methylation
Cellular component (GO): mitochondrial large ribosomal subunit
Molecular function (GO): methyltransferase activity
Source: RefSeq, a predicted model, not a curated record
GAAAAUAAAGCAAAAAGGAAACUUCAAAAGCAGAUUUGUCAAGUUGUUCUGGAUCAUUUUGAGAAGCAGUACACAAGGGAACUGGGAAAUACAUGGACCAAUGUCAGAGAUGUACUCACAUACCCAUUGUGCUGGCAGUAUGCCGUCCUGCUUAACAAGUUCAGCCAGUCUGCUGAACUGGAGAACACCUUGCCUGUGAAGGGGUAUCAUCCUGCCUUUCAAGGACCUUUGCCCUAUCUUCCGGCAUCGUUGAAGUGUUACGUCAGGAGAACUCCUGGGAGAUUCCCUGCACAAAAGCACCAGGCUGGUAAACUGAAAGAGUAUUAUCUGCUGAAUGCUGCUUCGCUGUUGCCAGUGCUGGCGUUAGAAGUGAAAGAUGGGGAAGACGUUUUGGAUCUCUGUGCUGCACCAGGGGGUAAAUCAGUAGCUAUACUGCAGUGUGCCUAUCCAGGUCAGUUUCACUGUAACGAAUAUGAUGACUUGAGGUCAAGAUGGUUGAAAAAGACAAUAGAAUCGUUCAUCCCAGAUCCUUUGACUAACUUAAUAAUGGUCUCUAAACUGGAUGGUACACAGAUUGGAGAUCUUAAGCCUGAAUUAUAUGACAAGAUACUGGUUGAUGCUCCUUGUUCAAAUGACAGAAGCUGGCUAUUCUCUUCUGACAUUCAGCAAGCUACGCUUAGGCUAAUACAAAGGAAGGAGUUAUCGUUUCUACAAUUCCAGCUGCUAAGGUCUGCUAUUAAAGCAUUGCGUCCUGGUGGAUCGUUGGUCUACUCUACGUGCACUCUCUCAAAGGCAGAAAACAGCGAUGUAAUAAAUCUCAUUCUAAACUCCUGCAGUAAUGUUAUGCCUGUAGACAUAAGUGAAAUGGCCAAAGCUGUUUCUCAGGAAUUCACUUUUCUCAGUGGGACGCAACAGCAUGAACUUCUGGUUCUCCCAGAGAAAGGGAGAGCAUGGGGUCCAAUGUAUGUAGCUAAAUUAAAGAAAAUGUAGUCCAUCUGGUGCCUGUGAGUUUUUUGUAAGGGAUAUGUGCUAAAUUAAUAUUUAUUUCUAAUAUAGUAUGUGUAUAUGAACAUGUCCGAGGCAACUGAAUUCAGGGCAUUGCAGUUUUGUAUCAGCUGCUGCCUAAUAAAAAGGAAGCUAGCCGCUUGACUUAGUUUAGCUUAAUAUACAGAAUGUGUCUUCUUAUGUGGACUUGUGGGCCUCGGAGGUCCUUAUGAAGUCAAGGGAGCUUUGUAUUAUUUUCAAGGUGACGCUUUUAAAUGGAUUUAUAUCCUAGAAUGGAGGUCUGCGUGGUGGGUUUUUUGCACUGUUUUUUGUUUUGUUUUAAUUACUAAUUUGAUUUUAAUACAGUAUAUUUUAAAAUAAGUCGUCUGAAUGGUGCCUGCUUCUGAAGUCAUGGAAAUCCUGCAUUCUCUCUCAAACACGUCUAGAAAUCUGUUUUCCUGUAAGAACUGAUUUGUAUGCAGUCUGUCAUCUUAAGCGCUAUUCCAAGCACUUGCAAAACAGGUUUCAUAUUUGCGAAGUUGUUUACUGGUUAAAAACUGUCUUUUGUUUACAGUCGCAAAGGUCAGCAGCUAUAUCGACACGAGCUUUUUCUUUUUUUAUAUUUUUGUAUUUUUGAGCUUACAAAAAUAUAAAUUGAAAGAGUAAAUUACGUUGAAAUGUCCUUAAAACAGUAGAUUUAGAUGCGUUUAGCAUUGGUACUCAGUUUGUGGCAUAAUGCAGUAUAUCCAGCAGUCUCUAGAGCACAUAUUUGAAACAGAAGCAGAAUGAUUAAUAACCGCAAUAAUGGCACAGUAUUCAGAGAGUUUUGUUACAUAAUUACAGUAAUGACGAGCAAAACAAUCUGGAGAAGUGGCUUAUCCACCGAGUUAAGAAAUGUUACGUGAAUUCGUGAUGUCGUAUCUGUGGUGUGUGAGG